Messenger RNA from Porites lobata, 436 nucleotides. The record is from the annotation of a GenBank genome assembly. NCBI's taxonomy places the organism in Eukaryota, Metazoa, Cnidaria, Anthozoa, Scleractinia, Poritidae.
GCGACGCAAACUGAAAUCACUGUAGAAAUACUGGAUCAAAUUGAAUCGGAACUUAAAGAAAUCAUAGAGAAGAAGGACAAGGUAGCAAGGGAGAGAGACGAGUUAUCGAGCGCGACAAAGAGACUUCAACAUUUAGUGAAAAAUCCGAAAUUUGACAUCUCAAAGUUUAAGGGCAAUGAUGAAGAUGUUGAAUUUUACACAGGUCUUCCACACUGGGAUGCACUUAUGCUUCUUUAUGAUAUGGUCAAUCAGAAAGCACAGAACCUGAACUAUGGCAGUUAUGAAAAGAAAGGAAUUGGCUCCGAGCAAAAAGCUAGGUAGACCUAGAGCACUUACAUUAUUUGAAGAGUUUGUGUUGACUCUGAUGAGACUUAGGCUUGGCUUGUUACAAAAGGAUCUUGCCCACAGAUUCAAUGUUUCUGAAACUACUGUGUCU